CAGGAGGAUGUUUGCUCACCCCCCGUCUCGAGGCAGACGAGCCCGGCCACCGGCCCAAGCAGCGACAGCGCAGGAAACCCCGGGUUUUAUUCUCCCAAGCUCAGGUGUUGGAACUGGAGCGGCGAUUUAAGCAACAGAAAUACCUCUCUGCUCCGGAAAGGGAACACCUCGCCAGCGUGCUCCAGCUCACCUCCACACAAGUGAAAAUCUGGUUCCAAAACCGGAGGUACAAGUGCAAGAGGCAAAGGCAGGAUAAAUCCCUGGAGCUGGCUGCCCACCCGCUGUCCCCACGGAGGGUGGCCGUGCCCGUGCUGGUCAGGGACGGCAAACCCUGCGUUGGAGGGUCCCCCCAGCCGUACCCAGCCCCGUACGGCAUCACUGCCAGCCCUUACUCCUAUAGCUCUUACUACAGUGCCUAUAGCAGCAGCCCCUAUGGUGCUAGCUACAGGGGGGGCUAUGCUGGGGUACCCCCCAGUGCCACUCCCACCGUGAACGGGAGCUUGGGCAUGGCCAGCGCUGCUCAGCACCAGCCCAUCCGCUUGCAAGCCGCUGUGCCAGCAGGGAUCAGGGCUUG
Messenger RNA from Eurypyga helias (sunbittern), 574 nucleotides. Its product is annotated as homeobox protein Nkx-2.6-like. Gene Ontology annotation, molecular function: DNA-binding transcription factor activity, RNA polymerase II-specific; RNA polymerase II cis-regulatory region sequence-specific DNA binding. The transcript has a single exon. NCBI's taxonomy places the organism in Eukaryota, Metazoa, Chordata, Aves, Eurypygiformes, Eurypygidae. The record is from RefSeq and is a predicted model, not a curated record. Gene Ontology annotation, cellular component: nucleus. The annotation marks the transcript as partial. Gene Ontology annotation, biological process: cell differentiation; regulation of transcription by RNA polymerase II.